UCUUGUAGCCCAGGUCUUACCUGAAUCAGGAUGAGGGAGUGGUGGGUCCAGGUGGGGCUGUUGGCUGUGCCCCUGCUUGCAGCCUAUCUGCACAUCCCGCCCCCCCAGCUUUCCCCUGCUCUUCACUCAUGGAAGUCAUCAGGCAAAUUUUUUACCUACAAGGGACUGCGUAUCUUCUACCAAGACUCUGUGGGUGUGGUUGGAAGUCCAGAGAUAGUUGUGCUUUUACACGGCUUUCCAACAUCCAGCUAUGACUGGUACAAGAUUUGGGAAGGUCUGACCCUCAGGUUUCAUCGAGUGAUUGCCCUUGAUUUCCUAGGCUUUGGCUUCAGUGACAAACCGAGACCACAUCACUAUUCCAUAUUCGAGCAGGCCAGCAUUGUGGAAGCUCUUUUGCGGCAUCUGGGGCUCCAGAACCGUAGGAUCAACCUGUUGUCUCACGACUAUGGGGAUAUCGUUGCUCAGGAGCUGCUCUAUAGGUUCAAGCAGAAUCGAUCUGGUCGGCUUACCAUCAAGAGUCUCUGUCUGUCGAAUGGAGGUAUAUUUCCUGAGACUCACCGUCCUCUCCUUCUCCAAAAGCUUCUCAAAGAUGGAGGCAUGCUGUCACCCAUCCUCACGCGACUGAUGAACUUCUUCGUAUUCUCUCGAGGUCUCACCCCGGUCUUUGGGCCAUACACCCGACCCUCUGAGAGUGAACUGUGGGACAUGUGGGCAGGGAUACGCAACAAUGACGGGAACUUGGUUAUUGACAGUCUCUUGCAGUACAUCAAUCAAAGGAAGAAGUUUAGAAGACGCUGGGUGGGAGCUCUUGCCUCUGUAUCUAUUCCCAUUCAUUUUAUCUAUGGGCCACUGGAUCCAGUGAAUCCCUAUCCAGAGUUUUUGGAGCUGUACAGGAAAACGCUGCCGCAGUCCACAGUGUCGAUUCUGGAUGACCACAUUAGCCACUAUCCACAGCUAGAGGAUCCCAUGGACUUCUUGAAUGCAUAUAUGGGCUUCAUCAACUCCUUCUGAGCUGGAAAGAGUAGCUUCCCUGUAUUACCUCCCCUAUUCCCUUAUCUGUUGUGUAUUCCACUUAGCAAGAAACGCCCAAAAGAGGUCCUGGCCACCAAACACUAUUCUCUCACAAAAGUCCACCUGACUCACACUGGUGAACAGCAUAUAGUAAAAAGCCAGCAGAAGCUCUAAGGGUGACCUUCUAAUAGUCCACCUCCCAUUCCUUUGACAUCUGAUCAAGUGUGUGGACUUGCCUUUGUGUUAUUAGGAAAUUCUGAUGGGCACUACUACUCACUGAUGCAGAAAGACAGACAGACAGACAUUCUUUUGCAUAAAAGUCUUUGAAACACUUCUAUGGACUUUUCUGAAAUAUUUAGAAAUGCUAAUUUCUGGCCCUGGUUGGAAUUAUCUAAAGGUGCCACCUUCACCUCGCCUUGAAUGGCUUUAAUUCUCUAAGUGGCACAGCUUCAAGUGAGAAUGAGUCUCCCUUGUCAUAACUUUGGAUUUAAUUUCAUUAGCUGCUUCUAACUGUAGUCAUUUUGUUAGACUUUGGUUUCAAUAACACAGUAUUCUAAGUAUACUUUAAGACUAUGAUUUACCUACACGUAUUAUGUAUGUAUUUUAUAAGGACACUAAACCAGCAGACAGUUACUCUAGCAGAGUAGUUUAACCUUAUUAAACAUGUUUCAUUUCUGAGUAAAUUGAAGUAAAGCCAAGCUAUUUACAGAAUUUCCUAAAAUCACAGAACAUUAAGGACAGUAGUCUCUGUGCCAGAGAUUUACUGUUAUUUGCUGUUAGAACUGGUCUUUCCAGCUAAUAACAGUCGGACUCGUCAUACCUCAGUGCUUAGAAGCAUGUCCCUCCUGAGCCAGAGUGGAGAGGAGGGGAUCGUUGUACAGUCCAAGUUACCAGGCUGAAUAUAUACUGAUUGCUUAACUUCUCGUUGGUUGUCCCAGAGAGGGUUCCUCAUGUAGCUCAGCAAUUCCUGUACUUUACAGACGGGAAGGUUCUAGAAACUUUAAGAACAGAGUCUGAAAGUUCUAUGAG
Messenger RNA from Globicephala melas (long-finned pilot whale), 2040 nucleotides. The record is from RefSeq and is a predicted model, not a curated record. Lineage: Eukaryota; Metazoa; Chordata; Mammalia; Artiodactyla; Delphinidae.